CGAUACGCUGCAAGCCGGCCUUCUUCCCGCGACUUGGCAAGCCAUGCAUGUCAUCUUGAAUGCAGCAGUCUCUUGGCUCGAGCCGCUCCACGUUUCGAUUCGGCUUUCUCUUGCGCAGUCUCAUUGACAUCCUCAACCUCUCUCGACGUCCAGGCUUGCCAGAAGAGCGUCCCUCAGUCGCCCUUCGAAACGCGCACCCCUUUGGCUGAAAUUGCACAUCCGGUCUUGCCAUCCACCCAUACGCGACAUAGCAGAGAAGAUGCCGGACCUUGUCGCCUCGAUCGACGCCGGGACCACCUCGGUCCGCUUCAUGAUCUUCAACGAAUUCGCGGAAGUACAAGCUUCUCACGGCUUGGAGUUCACGCAGUAUUUUGAUCACCCGGGAUGGCAAGAUCAGGAUGCGCACGAGAUCGUGGACAAGGUUCUGGAGUGCGUAGAUCAGGCCAUCAAGAAGCUCGAGCAGAAGGGCGGCAAGGCAAGCGACAUCAAGGUUGUCGGCAUCACCAACCAGAGAGAGACUACUGUUGUGUGGAGCAAGACUACUGGGAAAGCAUUGACCCGAGCAAUCGCAUGGCCUGACACCAGGACAACCCACACUGUCAGACAACUUGCGGAAAAGAGCGACAAAGGCACAGAUGCAGUAAAGCUCGAGACUGGUCUCCCACUGUCUACCUACUUCGCAGCUCUCAAGCUUAGAUGGAUGCUCGACAACAUUCCAGAGGUCAAGAAGGCGCAUGAUGAAGGAGACAUGCUCUUCGGCACAGUGGACUGCUGGCUGCUGUAUAAUCUGACUGGUGGAGAGGUGCAUCUAACAGAUGCUUCGAACGCCUCUCGCACGAUGUUCAUGGAUUUGCGCAAACAGACUUGGGACCCUAAGCUCUGUGACUUCUUUGGCAUCAAGAUGGAGAUUUUGCCAGAGAUUAAAAGCUCUUCUGAAGUUUACGGAAAGAUAAAAGGUGGAGCUCUGGAUGGUGUGGAGAUUGCUGGUAUUGUAGGAGAUCAGAUGGCUGCUCUGAUCGGGCAAAAGGCGUUAUCGCCAGGAGAAGCGAAGAAUACAUACGGUACCGGGGCCUUCCUCCUAUACAACACUGGCACGAAAGUAGUCGACUCGAAGAACGGGCUGCUCUCGACCAUUGCAUACAAAGCUGGACCCAAUGCAGAGCCUGUAUACGCUCUGGAGGGAUCGAUCGCGGUGUGCGGCAGCGGCAUCAAGUGGUUGCGCGAUCAAUUGGGCUUGAUCAAGGAAGCGUCAGAAGUGGGCGACCUGGCUUCACAGGUUGAGGACUCGGGAGGUAUCUACUUCGUCACAGCCUUUUCGGGCUUGCUGUGCCCUUACUGGGACGACUGCGCUAGCGGAAUGAUCAUUGGUAUGACGGGAUACACCGACAAGCGUCACUUUGCCAGGGCCACGAUUGAGGCGGCUUGCUACCAGACGCAAGCUGUGCUCGCAGCUUGCGAACGGGACUCGGGUGUUCCUCUCGCCAGUCUGCAGGUCGACGGAGGCAUGACAAACUCCGACGUUGCUAUGCAGAUUCAGGCAGACAUUCUGGGCCUGACUGUCGAGCGACCAGAGAUGAGAGAAACAACGGCGCUAGGCUCGGCGCUUCUGGCUGGAGCGGCCAAAGGCUUGUUUGGUUGGGAUAUCAGCAAACCGGAGACCUUGUCCAAAGUCAAUGCGAAAGGAAAGCAGGCGUUCAAGCCCACAAUCUCAGAGGAAAAAAGAAAGGAACUGCUGCACGGCUGGGAGAGAGCAGUGGAACGAAGUCGAGGAUGGCUUGAGAACCCUUGAGGGCUGAGCCAGAUCGCCGAGAUUGACUGAUGGCUAGAAUACAUUGCUCAUUGUAAAGACAUAACAGGCA
This is a messenger RNA of Ceraceosorus guamensis, 1859 nucleotides long. RefSeq names its product putative glycerol kinase. Gene Ontology annotation, biological process: triglyceride metabolic process; glycerol-3-phosphate biosynthetic process; glycerol metabolic process. The transcript has 10 exons. Gene Ontology annotation, molecular function: glycerol kinase activity. Gene Ontology annotation, cellular component: mitochondrion. The record is from RefSeq and is a predicted model, not a curated record. Lineage: Eukaryota; Fungi; Basidiomycota; Exobasidiomycetes; Ceraceosorales; Ceraceosoraceae. Bases 260 to 1789 code for a protein of 509 amino acids.